AUGGUGCAGCGCCUCACUUACCGGAAACGACAUAGCUAUGCCACAAAAUCCAACCAACACCGGAUCGUCAAAACUCCCGGUGGGAAGUUGGUAUAUCAGAGCACCAAGAAGAGGGCAAGUGGGCCCAAAUGCCCCGUUACUGGAAAGAGAAUUCAAGGGAUUCUUCACUUGAGACCUGCUGAAUAUAAGAGGUCCAGAUUAUCUAGGAAUAGGAGGACCGUGAACCGUGCCUAUGGUGGUGUAUUGUCUGGUGGUGCUGUGAGAGAGAGGAUUAUUCGAGCGUUCCUAGUCGAAGAGCAAAAGAUCGUGAAGAAGGUUUUGAAGAUUCAAAAGGCAAAAGAAAAGCUGGCAGGGAAGAGCUAA
Messenger RNA from Fraxinus pennsylvanica, 363 nucleotides. The record is from the annotation of a GenBank genome assembly. Lineage: Eukaryota; Viridiplantae; Streptophyta; Magnoliopsida; Lamiales; Oleaceae.